AUGCGGCUCGACGUGGAGCCCGAUUUUUUGCACGUCGACGUCGCCGAUGCAUCUCUGAUGCAGCGUGAUCUUCCCACCUCAUCUACUCGGACCCCACAUGGGCGGCCUCCACGGAAGACCUUGCCCCGUCCGGCGCGAGGAAGCCCGAAUUCACCAACAAGGAGGGGAUAUGCGCUCCGCAAGCUCGCCAACCAGUGGAAGAGUAAGGGGGUGAUGCCGCUCGUGAGGGCAGACGAGACUGGUAUGGAUGUGGAGAAUUUUCUGCUCGACAUUGACGAGGCGUUGACCACGAACAGGCUGGUGAAAGUCACGUUCACGGAGGAGGACCCCGCCGCGAAGGAGGCCUUCGCAGGGCGCAUUGCGCAGAUGCUCCGCGCUCAUGUGGUGCUCGUCCUGGGAAAGACGGCGCUGUUGUACCGGCCGGGGGAGUCGUGCCUGAGCGGGGCGCCGGGCGGCCUCCGAGACCGAGGCCGUCGACAUCGAGCUGACCCCCUGGGCGCGCCACCCGAGACAUCAGCAGCCGCGGCCUCGUCCCGAGAUCGGGCUGUUAUUCGUUGUUCCCGGAUAGCUCCUGGGAGAGCUGAGAGGGUUUGA
Messenger RNA from Prorocentrum cordatum, 594 nucleotides. NCBI's taxonomy places the organism in Eukaryota, Dinophyceae, Prorocentrales, Prorocentraceae. The record is from the annotation of a GenBank genome assembly.